AGGCACCGAGUCUCCCCGCCUCCCUCGGGGCGCUUCCUCCCACCUGGCGCCUCACUAGGGCACACGUCGCCCCCUGCUGGUUAAUAAUGCAUCUCGCACCAAAGUCGAUCCCCUACCUCACUCAGCCUCUGACCAACCUUAUUCUGCCAUGACAUACAGUAAAGGCACAUAACAGAACACACAUGCGACAGACCGGAUUCCGCCAGCUGAGUAGAGCCCUGGUGUAGAGGAUCAGAAAAGCAGCACUCAGAUGUGCAAGUCACCCAUAAUAAAAGCACAGCGUCCGCAUAACGGAGGAGAGGAGGAGUCAGCAUGACAGCGCUCCAAUACGUAAGCUUCGCAGUUUCAGUUAGGAGCUAAAUAAAAACCUGGCUGAUGGUCAAGGUUAGAAUGUUAUGCUGUUAGGACUGAGGCUCCCCCGCAGCAUCUGUCGGUCCGAUGCUUUGACAGCACAUGCGGAUGCUGCUGUCGGGUGCAAACUGCUUGCUGGCUCGACGUGACUGCUGCUGUUCGUCACCUGCGGAAACAUAGAGCUUUUUCGAGCAGGCAGGGUUUUUUUCGGGGGAAACCUGGUCAUGUUGCCUGCCUGCCGCUUUGCAUCCCCGGGCGGGACGUCUCUCCGCUCCCUGCUCGCUGGGCUUUUUGCCGUCUAUGUUGUGCAUGCAUCCUGGUUCAUGUACAGCUUUAUUUACACCAAACCAUGCGAGAUCUCCAAAAGCAACCUCUGCAUCCCGUCCUACUUGGCAGAGAAGCCUCGGCUCCAGCUCAGUAUUUACACGUCUCUGCACCCCGAUGCGGGCGGUGAACAAAAGCUCCUUCUGAAGGUCGAUGACUUUGACAUACGCUCCAAGUUUGAAAGGCAAGUGAACGUUUCGCUGCCGGGGAAAGGCUUUAUGGACGGCACGCUGUACGCCCUGGUGUUCCUGCACCGGGCUGGAGUGCCCAUCUCGCAGGACCCCAUGGAAGUACACCAUGUUGUCCAGCUCACAAACCACAUGCUGGUUAAACCUGCUAGCCAGGAAACGCUGCAGGCUGGCGAGUCUGACGCAGCCCAGUCUGUCUCCCUCUGGCGGCCGCGACUUGUAUUGCGCGUCAUGUCAGAGGACAUCCCCUUGGACACAGCGGCUCCUCCCACCGACUUGCGGCGCUACUUAAAGACGCACCAGAACGGCAAAAAGAUGCUCUACCUCCCUCUGCUAUUCGUAAAUGAACUGGCCAACAGGGUGCAGGACAUGAUGGAAAUAAAGAGCAUCACCCCGGAAGUCCCCCUCAGCAUCUCCUAUGAGGACAUUUCCCUGUGGAGACUUCGCCUCUGGAUCCGUAUUCAGGACGCCGUUAACAGUCUGCGGAAGCUGGGUUUCUCGGAGAGAGACUUGGACGAGAUUAAAAGCAUCUUUGUGGACCCAAACCUGUCCUAUCUGGCAUUGGCUGGCCUCGUGGCUUCUGUCCACUUCCUCUCUGACAUCUUGGCUUUAAAAAACGACAUUGGCUUGUGGAAGAAGGAGAGGAACAGGGCAGGGGUGUCCAACCCAGCAGCUCUGCGUGAGUGCUGCUGCGGGCUCGUGGUCCUGCUCUCCAUGCUUGAUGAUGGACAGACCAGCCCACUCGUGCUCCUCCCCGCUGCGGCCAGCUUCGCCAUUGAAAUCUGGAAGGCCUUGGGCGUCCGGUUCUUGUCAAGGAGAACGCGACCUGCGCCUCGACACAGAAAACAGGAUGCGUCGGACACGAGGAACAACGAACAAGAUCCUCAGGCAAUGAAGGGGCUGUCGUAUGUGCUGUACCUGCUGUGCUUUGGGGCGUCUCUUUACCCUCUGCUGUGCAUGAGAGUCAGAAGUCUGUACUCAUGGCUGAUAAGCAGCCUAGCCAACGGAGUUUAUACGUCUGGCUUUCUCUCCAUGCUUCCUCAACUCGUCGUUAAUUACGAGCUGAAAUCAGUGGCUCACGUAUCCCAGAAGGCACUUAUGCGUAACGUGUUCAGAAGCUCCAUUAAGGGCGCGUUUGCCAUCAUCAUCACCAUGCCGACCGCCCACCGGGUCGCCUGCUUCAGAGACAGUGCAGUGCUCCUGAUCUACCUCUACCAAAGAUGGAUUUACCCAGCUGACAAGACCAGACGUGGCGCUUUUAGAGGGCUGCUCUAUGAAAGACCUGAACCCAAACUCCACCGAGACUAACGUGGCACCAGGGACCAGCUUCAGCAGCUGGCAGGGGAGGCCCCUUUCACGGGUGUCCCUGGUGUGCAAAAUAAAACGAAGCCUUUAAAUGCCUCUCGUGCUUCUCGUCAGGCUGCUUUUCUACAUGAUAGGACCAGGAACACCGUAUAUACUGUACAUAGAUGUUUGGGUGAGGUUUCAGUGCAGGAGGGAGUGAGAAUCAGCCGGAAACGAGACGGAAAAGCAGGGAAAGGGGCGUGGAAGGAGAGCAGACGCGUGAGGAGCGAGCCUGCCCUGCAGAAAUGCCACGUCAAUAGCAGGCGUCACCUUUAAAAGGCCAAGAGAGAGAUGCUGCUGUUUGUUUCUACUGGCCUGACGUGUGGAACAUCUGAAAGCCUGGAAGGGACCGGCUUCUGAGAACCUCUGAUGCUGAAGUUUCAUUAAAUCCAUGUGUCAUACCAC
Molecule: messenger RNA, 2612 nt
Organism: Paramormyrops kingsleyae
Lineage: Eukaryota; Metazoa; Chordata; Actinopteri; Osteoglossiformes; Mormyridae
Product: lipid scramblase CLPTM1L-like
Cellular component (GO): membrane; endomembrane system
Source: RefSeq, a predicted model, not a curated record